This is a messenger RNA of Orcinus orca (killer whale), 5755 nucleotides long. It is a transcript of the gene WDR72, whose product is annotated as WD repeat domain 72. Gene Ontology annotation, molecular function: protein binding. The transcript is spliced from 20 exons. Gene Ontology annotation, biological process: protein localization to plasma membrane. NCBI's taxonomy places the organism in Eukaryota, Metazoa, Chordata, Mammalia, Artiodactyla, Delphinidae. The coding region runs from base 166 to 3474 and encodes 1102 amino acids. Gene Ontology annotation, cellular component: cytoplasm. The record is from RefSeq and is a predicted model, not a curated record.
GGGGCACCCAGGCUCGGGUAAGGCGGCCUACCCCCGGCUCGGCUCGGGUUCGUCUGUCCCAGGUGGUGGGUCUCUGACGGCCUUAGGCUCGUGCAGCCCUCGGCUUCCCGCCUUCAGGCCGAGGGUUUGGAUACUGAGGGGCGGGGAAGGAAGGAUUCCUUUACCAUGAGGUCCUCCCUACAGGCGGUGGCACUCUGGGGAAGGAAGGCACCUCCUCACAGCAUCACUGCCAUCAUGAUCACUGAUGACCAGCAAAUGAUUGUGACAGGAAGUCAAGAGGGUCAACUCUGCCUCUGGAAUCUCUCAUCUGAACUAAAGAUUUCGGCCAAAGAACUUCUUUUUGGUCAUUCAGCUUCGGUGACGUGUUUGGCGAGAGCGAGAGACUUCUCUAAACAGCCCUUCAUAGUUAGUGCUGCUGAAAAUGGGGAGAUGUGUGUUUGGAAUGUCACCAAUGGACAGUGCGUGGAGAAGGCCACACUUCCUUACAGGCACACUGCAAUCUGUUAUUACCACUGCUCAUUCCGGAUGAUAGGAGAAGGCUGGCUUCUGUGUUGUGGAGAAUAUCAAGAUGUUCUUAUAAUUGAUGCCAAAAGUUUGGUUAUUAUUCACACUUUCAUAUCAUCUCAGUCUCCGGAUUGGAUCAACUGCAUGUGCAUUGUUCACUCCAUGAGAAUUCAAGAAGAUUCUCUCUUGGUAGUGUCAGUAGCUGGUGAGCUCAAAGUAUGGGAUCUCUCUUCAUCUAUCAACAAAAUUCAGGAAAAGCAAGAUGUUUAUGAAAAGGAAUCCAAAUUUCUUAAUUCCCUGAACUGCCGGACAAUACGAUUUUGCACGUAUACAGAGAGACUUCUACUGGUGGUAUUUUCUAAAUGUUGGAAGGUUUACGAUUAUUGUGAUUUUUCUCUUCUUUGGACUGAAGUUAGUGGGAGCGGGCAGUUCUUUGCUGGUGGAGAGGUGCUUGCUGCUCACAGAAUCAUCAUUUGGACAGAAGAUGGUCACAGUUAUAUCUAUCAGCUGCUGAACAGUGGGCUUUCAAAAAGCAUAUACCCUGCUGAUGGAAGAGUGCUUAAAGAGACCAUUUAUCCUCAUUUACUGUGCUCUACUUCUGUGCAGGAAAAUAAGAGCCUUCCCUUUGUUAUGGGCUACAUGAAUGAAAGGAAAGAGCCUUUUUAUAAGGUACUUUUCUCUGGAGAAGUCUCAGGAAGAAUUACUUUGUGGCACAUCCCUGAUGUUCCUGUAUCCAAGUUUGAUGGUUCUCCUAAAGAGAUACCAAUAACUACCACCUGGACCCUUCAAGAUAAUUUUGAUAAGCAUCAUACCAUGUCACAAAGUAUUAUUGACUACUUCUCUGGGUUUAGAGAUGAGAAUGGAAUUGUGGUUGUCACUUCAUCAGAGUAUGUUCCAAGUCUUGAUAAACUAAUAUGUGGCUGUGAAGAUGGGACAAUUUUCAUUACACAGGCUUUGAAUGCUGCCAAAGCAGGACUUCUAGAAGGCGGUUCUUUACUAAAAGGUUCCCUUCCUCAGAAAGUUCUCAAAGGCCAUCACCACAGUGUUACUUCCUUGCUUUAUCCACAUGGUCUCUCUUCAAAAUUAGACCAAAGUUGGCUGGUGUCUGGGGACCAGGACUCAUGGGUCAUCUUGUGGGAUAUCUUUACUGAAGAAAUUUUGCAUAAAUUCUUUUUGCAAGCUGGUUUAGUAACGAGUCUUUUGAUGUCACCAGAGAAUUUCAAACUACGAAGUCAUCAGGUAAUUUGCUGUGUGUGCAGUGACCAUUCCGUGGCUCUCCUUCACCUUGAGGGGAGGAGGUACCUCCUGAGCGCCCGAAAGCACCUUUUCCCUGUGAAGAUGAUAAAAUGGCAUCCCGUCGAGAACUUUCUAAUUGUUGGAUGUGCAGAUGACUCUGUAUACAUCUGGGAAAUUGAGACAGGCACUUUGGAAAGACAUGAAACGGGAGAAAGAGCAAGGACUAUUCUUAAUUGUUGUGAUGAUUCACAGCUUCUAAAGCCUGAAUCUGUACUUCCAGUUGCCUCAGAGACACGUAAGCACAAAAGUGUAGAACAGAGGUCCCCCAGCUCCUGCCAGUUUGGGCCAAUACCUUGCCCUGGUCUGCAGGUGGAGUCUUCAUGUAAGGUCGCUGAUGCCAAGUGUUUCUCAGGACCUUUUAAUGUCUUGCCUGUGAAGACAAAAUGGAGUAACAUUGGUUUUCAUAUCCUUCUAUUUGAUCUGGAAAACCUUGUUGAACUUUUGCUGCCAACUCCAAUCUGUGACGUUGACCCUUCCAAUUCAUUCUAUGGCAGUGAGAUCCUGAGAAGAGCCAAAAGCACAGUAGAGAAGAAAACACUGACACUGAAAAGAAAUAAAACUGCCUGUGGUCCUCUCUCAGUGGAGGCACAAGCCAAGCCUGUUAGUGAAAGCCCAGCCCAAGGAGAAAAUACCGUGAAGUUAUCAGAAGAAAAUGAUGGCAUUAAAAGGCAGAAGAAAAUAAAGAGCUCCAAAAAGAUGCACCCUAAGCAAUCUAGAAAAGUCAAUGCCAACCUCACAAUAGACACAGCUAAAUUGCUCCUAUCUUGCCUUUUGCCAUGGGGAGUGGAUAAAGAAUUAGACAAUCUUUGCAUUAAGCAUCUCAAUAUUUUAAAACUUCAGGGUCCCGUUUCUUUAGGACUUGCUUCAAAUGAAGAUCACUUCUCAUUGAUGCUGCCAGGUUGGGAUUUAUGCAAUGCUGAAAUGAAAAAAGACUAUUCAAAAGUAAAUUUGUUUUCCAGAAAAGUUUUGGACUUGUCAAAUAAAUACACUUCCACUCUUCCAAAUCAGGCUGGGAUGCCAAGAAGACCGGAAAAUAAUUCUGAUUCUUUGCAAGAGCCAAACACUAUCUUUUACUUAUUGAGCAAACUAUUUUUAGUUAAUAAGUUAGUUAACAUGCCUUUAGAACUGGCAUGUGGAAUUGACAGUUCUUUCACAAUGGAGUCUGUGCAUAAGAAGAUGAAAAGUCCUGGGAAUGAUAUUUUAAAUAUUUCAAGCUUCUACGGUUAUUUACAAAAUGGUAAGAGUGAAUCCCAUCUACCUGAAGCUGACGUUUCACUUUUGAAGCUAAUUUCCUGUUGGAAAGACCAGUCUGUCCAGGUAACUGAAGCAAUACAAGCUGUUCUUUUGGCGGAAGUUCAACAGCACAUGAAAACCUUAAGAAAGACUCCAGUCGACAGUGAACCAGUGUCGGUGGCAGAGAAUGGUGACUAUGAGAUGACACAGAUCCUGCCAAAGACUGAAUGGGCCAAGGAGCCAGAGUUACAGUGUAUUACAGACACUUUGCCUCUGCAAACUCCAGUCAGUCUGGUCAAGCAUGACAGCAACUCAAACUCGGCAAACUUCCAAGACACCGAGGACAUGCCUGACAGAUGUGUCUUGGAAGAGUCUGAGAAUCCAGGUGAACGAAGGCAUCAUUUAUGGAGAGCAAAGGUGUGCUCCUGCAAGCUGUGCUAAAUGGAAUCUCAUCUGUUGAACUGGAUUUGGACAAAUUAAGAAACCCCAAACAUGCCAGUUGUUUAUCAUUGUGUAUAAGCUAUGUUUUUAUUAGUCUAGUUAUUAGUUUGUAGUAAAUCUGCUGAUACUUUGGCCAGAGUCAUUACCGAUGGAAAAUAUUCAAAUUCAUCUAAUUUUAGAAAAUCAUUGUCUAAAUCAUUCAAUGCCUCUUACUUUUGUUUGACUAUUUCCAACAAGGAGUGCCAGCCCACAGACACAAAUUUAAUACCAUUUUAGAUUUUCUUCCAUUUUUCAGUUCCUGAAUUAUAUAACCCUAUUGCUUUUAAACAAUGUAACAAACAAUGCUUUUAAAUUUAAUGUUGCUUAAAUGUAUUUGAUCUAAAACUUUACCAAAUUUGUUUCAUUUGUUAGGUUAGGAUAUUUUGUCUUAGUAGAUGCUUUAAUUCAGAUCAAUCACCCUAUGGUAAAUCUCAUCCUUAAACAUGAAAUGUCAACAAAUAGCCAAUUCCAUUUAGUCAUCAAUUAGCCCAAAUAAGUGAUACACAGUAUAAUAGGGACCAAUCUUGUGCAGUCAAGUUAAUUUAGACUUCUAAUGACAUAGAGGCUAAUGUCUUUCGCUAAAGGUUGAUCUUGUUGGCCAUAUACAUGUAAACUAGGGAAGGGGAAUCUACUGAUAGCACAUCACAACUGAUCUUUAAUAAGUAAAAACUCUUGUAGUUCUGUUCCCAGAAAGAAGCUUGACUAGCAGGAAUUCUCAAACUAAAAUAUGGGAAGCAAUAUAAAUAAGAACAGACAUAAAGUGCUCAUAUAUUAAGGCCUUUAGUGAUCUGAUUUAUUUGCUGUGAUUUAUAUUGUAUAAUUCCUGAAUUUAUAGAAAAUCAUCAAGAAGAUUAUUAGUGUGCAUAUGAAUACAAAUAUUGACUAAUCCAUAGAAAAAUGGAAAUAAAGUGUUAAAUAUAUGAUAUAUAUCUUUAUAUAUCUAUCUAAUAGGGAAGUUAUAGUCACUUCAAUUCAACAAACAUUUUUUGGGGCAUCAGCAUCAGGUUCUGUACAAGGGAGGAUGCAGUGGGCAAGGGAGAGGGGGAGAUUAGAGAAUAGAGCUAUAAAAUUGAAAUAGAAUGGUUUCUACCCUUACAGAGCUUAUAAUUAAUGACUGGAGUAAAUGAAUAUACCAGAACUAGAGAGGUGAGUGUGACUGUUUUAAAAUAGACAAAAAUGUGUGUUCUUUUCUUUCCUAAAAGAUAUUACUUGAAAUUACUUUUGAGUUGUAUGUCACUAACAAUAACAUAUUGUUAAUAUGAAUAAUGAUGGAAAAUUACCAUCCUUUGAAAAAAUAUACAUGUAUGUGUGUGUGUGCUUCCCUCACCCCUCUGAAAAUUGUCAAAAGACAUGUGGAACAAAUUUCAAAAUAAGGGAAGGUAGCAAGCUAGGCAAUGGAACACAUUUUCUUGCACGCUGUUUUCUGGCUCUGAAAGCCAUUACAAGGAGGACUCCCAAAAAUAUUAUUAAUGAUAGCAAUAUCAAAUAAGGAUAUAUCCUCUCACAAGGGCAAUUUUAAUAGUUGAAACUAAUUCAGAUGCUCAAGUUCUGUUAUGUUUAUUAAAAAUAAACUUGUUUUUAUAGCUAUGUCCUAUUAUUCUUUUUUCAAAGAAGAAAAAAAAUAAGUUUAAAUAGUUGCCAUAUUUAGCAUUUUUUCAGGUCCAAGGAAACCAAUAUUGAAUUCUUGAUAAAUGUUUUAUUAUGUCACUAGCUAUAGGAAAUUAGAAGUAGCAUAACCCUGACAUUACUAAAUGAAAUUUUUAAGAUUUUUUUGGUAACACAGUUUAUAGUUGCUAAAAUUUAAAAAUUCCUAUCGAAUGACUAAUUAAAACCUUUUAUCAAUACGAAUUCUGGAGACCAACAGCAUUAAUUAUCAAAACUUUUAAUUCCUAAAAAUGAGAGUUUUAGAGAUAGACAUUUAAAUAAUGUUCCCUGAUAUACAUGUGCAAGUGUAUUUAUGACACAGAUCCACUAGUCUGUUUAAAAAUAAUGAUAUUGACUUACUUUCAACAUGUUUCAGGAAUUUCUGUUGUGAGGAGAAUUUGAAAUAGUAAAUUGCCACACAAUUAAAUGGAUCACUCAUAUCGUCCCUAGAAACUCAAAACUGACUGCCUCUUAAUUAGGUGUUUGUCCCUUUGUAUGUACAGUCUUAGGUAAGAGUGGAGUAAUUGUAUUAGCAAACAAAUGUGUUUGUAUCCAGAGUCUUCCUUGGCAUUGUAAUAAGUAAAUCAUUUAAAAAUUA